CGCGCGAGGGACGGCUGGCAAAAGCGGAGCGGGCGGGCGGCUCCAGGAGCCAUGGCGACCUACGUGAGCGAGCUGGAAGCGGCCAAGAAGAACCUGAGCGAGGCUUUGGGCGAGAACGUGAAGCAAUACUGGGCUAAUUUGAAGCUGUGGUUUAAGCAAAAGAUCAGCAAAGAAGAGUUUGACCUAGAAGCGCGGAGGCUCCUCACACAAGACAAUGUCCAUUCUCACAAUGACUUCCUGUUGGCUAUUCUCACACGAUGCCAGAUCUUGGUUUCUGCACCUGAGGGUGCUGGCUCUUUGCCAUGGACAGGAGGUUCUGCAACAAAACCAGGGAAGCCCAAGGGAAAGAAAAAGUUUUCUUCCGUUCGGCAGAAGUUUGAUCACCGAUUCCAGCCUCAGAAUCCAUUAUCUGGAGCUCAGCAGUUUGUGGCCAAGGACCCCCAAGAAGAUGAUGAUCUGAAGCUCUGUUCACAUACAAUGAUGCUUCCCACUUGGGGCCAACUGGAGGGAAGGAUGAUUGUCACUGCUUAUGAGCACGGACUGGAUAAUGUCACUGAAGAGGCGGUGACAGUUGUUGUCUAUGCUGUGGAGAAGCAUCUUAAAGAUAUCCUUGCAUCUAUAAUCUCAAGGAGAAAGGCCUACCGUCUCAGAGAUGGUCACUUCAAGUAUGCCUUUGGAAGCAAUGUGAAUCCACAGCCUUAUCUGAAGAAUAGCGUUAUUGCUUACAACAACUUAACUGAGUGCCCUCCCACAUGCUUAGCUCCCCCUCCUGGUCAAAACCUUGCUUCCCACCCACCUCCUGAUGAUGCUGAGCAGCAAGCAGCCCUCCUCCUAGCAUGUUCUGGAGACACCUCUCCAGCAACUCUGCCACCAGUGAACAUGUAUGACCUCUUCGAAGCUCUGCAGGUCCACCGAGAAGUGGUUCCCGCACACACAGUCUAUGCCCUCAAUAUUGAAAGGAUCAUCUUGAAGCUCUGGCAUCCAAACCACGAGGAGCUGCAGCAGGACAAGAUCCACCGGCAGCGGCUGGCUGCAAAGGAAGGGCUCCUGACAUGCUGAGGCAGAAGCAGUGCCCAGUGCUCACUAUAUAGGCUGAGCUGGUAUCUCCUGGACCUGCCGGUUGGGCAUUUUGACACACACACACAAAAAACCCCACAGGACUUGCAUUAUUGUGCCAGCUUUCCCAAGUGGAAAUGUGGACUUCUUUCCUAUGGAAAUAUUACUU
This is a messenger RNA of Lacerta agilis (Sand lizard), 1225 nucleotides long. It is a transcript of the gene TADA1, whose product is annotated as transcriptional adaptor 1. The coding region runs from base 52 to 1059 and encodes 335 amino acids. Lineage: Eukaryota; Metazoa; Chordata; Lepidosauria; Squamata; Lacertidae. The transcript has 8 exons. Gene Ontology annotation, biological process: regulation of transcription by RNA polymerase II. Gene Ontology annotation, cellular component: SAGA complex. The record is from RefSeq and is a predicted model, not a curated record. Gene Ontology annotation, molecular function: transcription coactivator activity.